Messenger RNA from Sorex fumeus (smoky shrew), 1987 nucleotides. It is a transcript of the gene ZKSCAN8, whose product is annotated as zinc finger with KRAB and SCAN domains 8. Bases 155 to 1873 code for a protein of 572 amino acids. Gene Ontology annotation, biological process: regulation of DNA-templated transcription. The record is from RefSeq and is a predicted model, not a curated record. NCBI's taxonomy places the organism in Eukaryota, Metazoa, Chordata, Mammalia, Eulipotyphla, Soricidae. The transcript is spliced from 6 exons.
CGGGGCUCGGCCCGUUCCCGCCGCGGCCCGUUGUCCCUGCCCCUGCCCCUGCCCGGACCUGGCCGCGCAUCGCAGCCGCCCGGCCCCGCUGUGGACACUCGCGGGUUCUCAAGAAGGUGGUAGAAACAGGCAUCCUUAGCUUUCCUGGCGCUCAAUGGCUUCAGAAUCAAGAAAGUCCUCGGUCCCUUCCCCACCAGGCCAUGCCCCUGAAGAGGACCUUGUAAUUGUCAAAGUAGAGGAAGAUCCUGGAUGGGACCAGGAAUCUGGUCCGCAUGAAAAUAACCCUCCUGGCCAAGAGCACUUCCGCUUGCGCUUCAGGAAGCUGGGCUAUCAGGAGACACCAGGGCCCCGGGAGGCGCUGAUCCAGCUCCGGGCACUUUGCCACCAGUGGCUGAGGCCAGACUUGAACACCAAGGAGCAGAUCCUGGAGCUGCUGGUGCUGGAGCAGUUCCUCACCAUCCUGCCCGGGGAGCUGCAGUCACUGGUGACUGAACACCAGCUGGAGAAUGCAGAAGAGGUGGUGACUCUGCUGGAAGACUUGGAGCGGCAGAUCGAUGUCCUAGGACGGCCCGUCCCAGCUCUGGCACACAGACACAGGAUGCUGUGGGAGGGGGGCCCAGAGCCUCACGGGCCACAGCACCAGCCUGCCAUGACGCAGCAGGAAUCUCCCAUGCUCCGAGGGCCUCAAGGGAGAGCCAUUCCUGCUUCUCAGAGUUCUACCUCUCCCCAGAAAAGGACUCCCGGAGACCAGGAGGUGACAGCUACACUUCUUACAGCAGGAUUCCAAACUCUAGAGAAGAUUGAAGACAUGGCUGUGUCCCUGAUUCGAGAGGAAUGGCUUCUUGAUCCGCCACAGAAGUCUCUGACCAGAGACAGCAGACCAGAGAAUCACAGAAACAUGUUCUCCCUGGGUGGUGAGACCAGGAAUGAGAACAGGGAGAUGACGUCGAAACAGGCAACAGCUACCGGAAUCCAGCCACCUGGAGGGACAGCUGCCAACUGCAAUGGGGAUCUUGUCGGGGGUCUUGAGCACGGAGAAGCCCCGGGCCUUCGGGGCAAAGCAGAGAGGCAGCGGGGAAACCCCACCCAGGAGAGACGGCAUAAAUGUGACGAAUGUGGGAAAACCUUUGCCCAGAGCUCAGGCCUUGUCCGCCACUGGAGAAUCCACACUGGGGAGAAACCCUACCAGUGCAGUGUGUGCGGGAAAGCCUUCAGUUACAGGUCGGCCCUGCUGUCCCAUCAGGAUAUUCACAACAAAGUCAAGCGUUACCACUGCAAGGAGUGCGGGAAGGCCUUCAGCCAGAACACGGGCCUGAUCCUGCACCAGAGAAUCCAUACCGGGGAGAAGCCGUACCAGUGCAGUCAGUGUGGGAAGGCCUUCAGCCAGAGCGCAGGCCUCAUCCUGCACCAGCGGAUCCACAGUGGGGAGCGGCCCUAUGAAUGUAGCGAGUGUGGGAAGGCCUUCAGUCAUAGCUCGCACCUCAUUGGCCACCAGAGAAUCCACACAGGGGAGAAGCCCUAUGAGUGCGAGGAGUGUGGGAAAACCUUCAGGCGGAGCUCACACCUCAUUGGCCACCAGAGAAGCCACACCGGGGAGAAGCCUUACAAAUGCACGGAGUGUGGGAGGGCCUUCAGUCAGAAGUCGGGCCUCAUUGAGCAUCAGCGAAUCCACACGGGAGAAAGACCUUACAAAUGUAAAGAGUGUGGGAAAGCGUUCAAUGGCAACACCGGCCUCAUUCAGCACCUGAGGAUUCACACGGGGGAGAAGCCCUAUCAGUGCAAAGAGUGUGGCAAAGCCUUUAUUCAGAGGUCCAGUCUCAUUCGACAUCAGAGAAUCCAUAGUGGAGAGAAAUCCGCACCCAUAGUCGUGUAGGGGGGAAGCUUCGGCCGUCCUUGGGCGUUAUUCAACACCCGGCGCAGGCCGGUGAGAAGGCUUUUUCGGUGAAGUGAAAAUGCAGAAAGAUCAUCGCCAUUCCAACCUUGUCUA